AUGGUGAUAGUCAAAAGUUACAACAGUUACUAUAAUCUAAUCACUAAGUCCUGGUUCGUUGCUGAGCGUGAGGAUGAGCAGCUGUAUCGUCAUCGAGCUGUGGACUUACUCAACGACCCAGAUAUCACAGAUCGUGUUCAGGUCCUUGAACCAGAGCGAGGGCUCUCCACUCUGAGAAUAAAGAACCUGAGACUGAGCGAUUCAGCCCAGUAUCGCUUCACAUUCAAAUCACAGACGUUUGAAUGGAACAGAAGUUUCCCUGGCACAACUCUGACUGUCACAGAUCCAGAUGUUCAGGUGAUCUGUUCUCCGAUUGGUCCAACACUGACUUGUCACAGCAGCUGUCUUCUCUCUGGUCGUCCCUCCUUUGUCUGGUACGAGAAUGGAACAGAAAUUCACGGGGAAACGUUUCGAACCUUCAAGAGAUUCCUUCAACCUGAAAACAACUAUUCCUGUUCUUAUGAGCUUCACCACUCGUCCCCUGUGUAUGCUCCGAAGGUUCCUUUAGUGCAGCUGAGUCAACCUGGAGACAUUCUGAAGGACAGCUCGGUGUCUCUGACCUGCAGCAGUGAUGCUAACCCCCCCCCUGAAUACACCUGGUACAAGGGGAACCGGACUUUGUUCAACAGAGCAGCUCAGCUGGUUUUCAGCUCCAUCCGGUCGUCUGACUCUGGAGAAUAUUACUGCACAGCUGAGAAUGCUCUGGGGAAGACAGCGUCUAAACGUGUCUUAAUAAAUGUGAAAUAUGCUCCACAGUCCUCCUCUGUGUCAGUGAGUCCCUCUGGUGAGAUCAUGGAGGGCAGCUCGGUGACUCUGACCUGCAGCAGUGAUGCUAACCCAGCAGCUCACUACACCUGGUACAAGGAGAACCGAGCUCUGCUUCAAGGACCACAGGGCGUUUAUCAUCUCUCCUCCAUCAGCUCUGGGGACAGCGGGGUCUACUCCUGCAAGUCUGAGAAUCAGUACGGACGGAUCAACUCCACGUCUCUACACUUAGACGUCCAGUAUGCUCCAAAGCCUCCCUCUGUGUCAGUGAGUUCCUCUGGUGAGAUCAUGGAGGGCAGCUCGGUGACUCUGACCUGCAGCAGUGAUGCUAACCCAGCAGCUAACUACACCUGGUACAAGAGAAGUGGAGAUAAACAAGUUCAACGAAAAGCAUCAGGACAAAACUUCACCAUCACUGAUAUCAUAUCUGAACAUGGUGGAAAGUAUCAGUGUGAGGCCCAGAACACACACGGACGUAGUAACACCACCUUACAUCUGACUGUUGGAGCAGGUGCUUGGAAAUCAGCAGUGACUGGAACAACCACAGCUCUUCUCCUGGUGGUCGUCCUCCUCGCUGUCUUCCUGUGGAUCAGAAGAAACAAGUCCUUCACACAACAGCGUGAGUGCGGUGAGAGACCAGAAGACAGAGUGCAGAUUCCAGCUGCGGCACACACACGACCAGCAGAGCCACACGAUGACGUCCACUACGCCAGCGUCUGCUUCACCCAGAACCCGGCAGACGCCAUCUACUGCAACAUAGGUCGAGUUCAACCCCAGAGAGAAACUGAUGAAGACGAGGAGGAGGAGGCUGAAUACAGCGCUGUUCGAUUCGACAGUGCAACAGGAACAAGACGUGAAGAAGAGGGAGACGAUCCAUCUGCAUUGUACAGCACAGUCACCAAACACUGAAGAAACACAACGUGAAUCUGUUGUUUAUAUGUGGAUUUUACAGCAUAGAACCAGAAGAAAUAAAACAUA
Molecule: messenger RNA, 1743 nt
Organism: Limanda limanda (common dab)
Lineage: Eukaryota; Metazoa; Chordata; Actinopteri; Pleuronectiformes; Pleuronectidae
Product: B-cell receptor CD22-like
Exons: 10
Coding region: 1-1674 (557 amino acids)
Source: RefSeq, a predicted model, not a curated record